AUGCUCCUCUCCCGCCUCUUCCUCAGCCUGGCGAGUACAGCGUGCUUGUCCCUGUCGUGGGCGAAGCUACUCUAUGUUGGAGUGAAUGAAUCUGGUGGCGAAUUCGGUGUGUUUGGAUCCAAAGGACAAGGACUGCCCGGUCGUUUCAACGUCGACUACGCGUUCAUCAAUAAAGACACUGUUGACAUCUUCGUUGACCAAGAGAAGAUCAACCUCUUCCGCGUGACUUUCCUCAUGGAGCGAAUGUGUCCUCUCUCUUUUGGAUUGGGUGCGAGAUUCAAUGAAACUUACUUCAAAGAAUAUGCAGACGCCAUCAACUACAUCACCCUAACAAAAGGAGCCUACGCACUCAUCGACCCGCACAACUACAUGCGCUACAAUGACCCAUCUUCCCAGCCUUUCAGCGGUAGUGUUAUUGGCAACUCAUCGGACCCCACGGCAGCCACCACCUUGCAAUUCGGAGAGUUCUGGUUCGAGCUCGCUCGACGCUUUGCAUCGAACCCGCGUGUCAUUUUCGGAAUCAACAACGAGCCUCAUGAUAUGCCAACACAACUCAUCCUUGCCAACAACCAGGCCGCCAUCGACGGUAUCCGCCUGGCCGGCGCCUUCCAGCUCAUCCUCGCGCCCGGCAACGGAUUCACCGGCGGCCAUACCUGGACCCAGGUCACCAACGGCAACGCUCCUUCCUCUGACUUCCUCAAUAAGCUGAGAGAUCCCAUUAAAAACACUGCCAUUGACAUCCACGAGUACCUCGACAUCGACUUCUCGGGACAGCAUGACGCGUGCGAGCAGCCCGGCCCGUCGAACCUGGCCAAUCUCACUACUUGGCUACGUCAAAACCAUCUCAAAGCUGUCGUUAGCGAAUUCGGCGGAGGCAACAACCAGAACUGCUUCAAUUUCAUGAACGACAUGCUCAAGUACCUCGCGGCCAACGACGAAUACAUCGGUUGGGCCAUCUGGGCGGCGGGUCCGUUCUGGGGGACAUUCUCGCCGUGCUGUGGCGCAGACACUGGUAGCCUUGAGCCAGGAAACAUGAAUGACCUGGGGCAGCCAAACGCCUUCCAGACAGUGUGGCCGGCUGCGGUCCGACCAAACAUACCUAAAACUUUGAAGCGGAGCGGGAUAUCGAGCUUACAUUAG
Mycena indigotica is the source of this 1140-nucleotide messenger RNA. Its product is annotated as Endoglucanase 1. The coding region runs from base 1 to 1140 and encodes 379 amino acids. Gene Ontology annotation, molecular function: hydrolase activity, hydrolyzing O-glycosyl compounds. The record is from RefSeq and is a predicted model, not a curated record. Lineage: Eukaryota; Fungi; Basidiomycota; Agaricomycetes; Agaricales; Mycenaceae. Gene Ontology annotation, biological process: glucan catabolic process. The transcript is spliced from 12 exons.